Messenger RNA from Marchantia polymorpha subsp. ruderalis, 2911 nucleotides. Lineage: Eukaryota; Viridiplantae; Streptophyta; Marchantiopsida; Marchantiales; Marchantiaceae. The record is from the annotation of a GenBank genome assembly.
GGUUUUCGCGACUUGACACCGAAGCAAUUGUCACUUGAUCUGAUCUUGUCCGGCUGGAGAACGUGAAGCACAUUCAUCAUGUGAGUAAGGAGGCUGAGUAUCGCGACGCCAUGUAAGACGACACAUGUACCGAAUUUAACACCGAAGUUCUAAGCGCAGCAACAGAACACCAGCUAACAUUUCUGUGCUGCUGGUUUGCAUCAAUCGAGGGAGGUUUGACAGUCCAAAAUUUCAUCGCUGUGAAAUCUCCUUCACCCCAAAUCCUUCACUCUGGUUAGUGUGUCGCAUCACACAGCUUACGCACUGCACUGUAAAUAUGUACCGGGCUUCGAUGAUUUUCCCUGAAACCGCGGCCUCAAUUGGGUUCGAGUGGGGAUCAAGUGUGCGGUGAUUCCCAACAUUUUAUUUAAUCAAUUUUUUCUUGAUCUGCAAUCAGACACACUGGUCUCAAUUCUGCAGUGCCCUCAUACAGACGAGCAGAGAGGGUCAGAUUGACGGAUAUGUGAUCGCCCAUUUCCGGGAGCUACUCAAAUUCGGAGGACGACGAAGACUUCAAACUUCCUGAAUAGUUCUGCAGGAUUCAUCUGAUGUGGAAAAUGAUGAGUGUGAACUUAUCUAGUCGCUGUUGAUUUGACUACCAUGGAGAAGUUGGAUUGUUUAGACUCAAUGGUUAUGGCCGUAGAUGGUGACGAGUAUUGCGGCAUAGUUCAAAAUCCUCUAUACUUUUGAUCCAUCUGUUGGUGGUGGAGACUCGGAAGAAGUGAUGGAUAGAAUUUGGGCAGAAGUUUUGAGACCUGCCCAGCUGACAGGAGCCGGGCGGCCUAUUUUCCAUCCCAAUGAGAUCGAGUGUCAGUUGGUAGAUGGUGUGGAAAUGCAGCUGGAGACUGUACCAAAUGCUCCUUCCUUUCGCAACGUAGUAGUCAUCCUAACUACUCAUCGAAUUGUAUGUGUGGAUGAGAAUUCGAAGAACGCUGGUGCUAUAGCUUUGGGAGCUGUGUGCCGUGUCUUCCCCCCGAAAAAAACACUGAAGAGCAUGUUCGUUGCUUCUCGAAUGAGAAUUCAGUUGUGGACUAAGAAUGGAUCGGUUGCGGAUGGAGCAAAUUCUGCCACAGAGUCAGCUAUCGUUCUAGUUAUGAUCUUUCGCGGUCAAACAUCUUCCGAUUCCUUCAUCUCAAAACUGGGAGAGGUAAUUGAGGCCAAGGCAUGGGAAGCAGAUAUCAAGAAUGUUAGGGUUGUGGCUCAACAGUCUAUAGCCGGGGGACCAGCUGGAAACAGCCACUCCGUACGUGGACCUGCGGACCAACUUGGCAGUGUGCCCCUAGUGCGGAAGCUUAAUCCUGCUAUGGCAGGCGUUUCAGGUAUAUUACGUAAAGAAAAGGAGCAGUUGGACGAGGCUGAUAAAAAUUUACAGGAGGCUUUUUCAGACUUGAAUGCUUUGAUGAGCAAAGCCAAGGAGAUGGUCAGCCUAGCAGAGAGAAUGCGAAUCAAGUUAUUAGCAGCUCCCAGUCAGCAAAUGUCAGCUGCAGACGACGAGGAGAUGGGAAAACAAGAAAUGCAGGAUUGGUUACUUAGUGUGGGUAUAGUUUCUCCAGUUACGAAGGAAUCUGCGGGAGCACUUUAUCAUCAACAACUUGCUCGUCAGCUUGCAGAUUUUGUGAAAGUACCCUUGCAGAAGUCGGGGGGAAUGCUAGCAAUGGUAGAUGUCUAUUGCCUUUUCAACCGGGCUCGUGGCACAGAGCUUAUUUCGCCGGAAGAUCUCCUCCAAGCAUGUACUAUAUGGGCGAGCAUUGAUGUACCAGUAGCAAUGAGGCGAUUCGACAGUGGAGUUGUUGUCAUCCAAUCUAAAAGUCACAACGAUGAGGAGGUGAGUAUGCGGUUGGAGAUCCUUGUGAAACAGCCUGAUGCAAUGAGACAAGGAAUCAGUGCGACCGAUGCUGCCCGUGCUUUAGGUUUAGCCCCUGCGCUUGCCAAAGAGCAUCUGCUUGCGGCAGAAAUGAGAGGUCAGUUGUGUCGAGACGAUGGAGCAGAUGGUCUUCGCUUCUUUCUCAACAUUCUUGUUCAAGUGGACAUCACCAAAGCAUUCCAAUAAAUGUUCAAACGACUUCAAAUUUUACGAAUUCAUAUCUCAGAUACAGGUUUAUCGCUUGCCUACGUAGUCAUGUACAGUUAUGGCACAUUUUUUCGCAUUCGGAUCGGACUGUAACUGGAUACCACGUUAUUAGGAGGCUCCACCCUCUAAUGUUGUUACUUUAAAUGUUCAUAUUUUCUCAUGUUUGAAAUUCCGGUCUCAGCUUCACACAAAGUCGGCAAAUUGGCCUCUCAAUGUCUAAGCUAGAAAGCUGGUGCUCCGUGAAUAUUUAGCAAUACGGAGUUGAAUGUUUCAACUGCUUUGCAAACAUUACCUUCUCAGUCUUAGAUUCAGAAGUGAUUACGAACAUCAAUAGAUCUAGUUUGUUGUUAGCAAGCGUGGGGUCCUUGACGGCUCUCAUGGGACGCUUGAAUUAGAUUUAAGUUCUUACAUCCUGGAGAUUCAAAUGUUCAGAAAAACGGUAAUGAGGAUCAGAGCCAAAAAUGUUGAUGUUAUAUUAUUUGGAGAAACUUUGCUAGAUUUAAAAAGCAGUUUGACUUGAUUUCCCUUCUGAAAAGGUUGAACGAGCCUCAGUCUUCUGUCCGCUAUUCAUGUUUGUACCUUAUGUAUAUAGAAAUUCUGCAACCACACCACUACACCGUUGGUGACCUUUAAGGCAGUGUGGCUUAUGGUAGCCGAGUCCCUAUUCACCCGGAAUCGGAGUAAACAGGUCGACAAGAUUUCAUGAUCACCACUAUAACCGUCAUUUUUUGGGUGGUCGGAGACCAUAGAAACGAGUUUGAAGUUAAUCUUACGACCUGCCUUGGUUUCUCUGCCUCUUGC